Molecule: messenger RNA, 3946 nt
Organism: Octopus bimaculoides (California two-spot octopus)
Lineage: Eukaryota; Metazoa; Mollusca; Cephalopoda; Octopoda; Octopodidae
Biological process (GO): intracellular signal transduction
Cellular component (GO): cytoplasm
Molecular function (GO): protein kinase inhibitor activity
Source: RefSeq, a predicted model, not a curated record
AUGUCCAUAGUAAUAAAUUUUUCUCUUCUUAAAUUCCAGGAUGCUCGAGCAGCAUUCCGACAAGAACUCUCUGAGUCGACACAGAAACUUAAUGCAAUGUCUAAAAAGCUGGGUGCAUGCAUUGAUAAAGCUCGACCAUAUUAUGAUGCAAGGAUGAGGGCAAAAGAGGCUCAUAUUGAGACUCAAAAAGCUGCUGUUCGUUAUGAAAGAGCAUGCAGCAUGCACGAAGCUGCCAAAGAGAUGGUGCAUCUUGCAGAACAAGGCUAUAUGAAACGAGACCAACCUUCUGAUCCAGCAUGGCAGGAAAUGCUUAAUCAUGCAACCAUGAAGGUGAAUGAAGCUGAGAAGGAAAGAAUCGAAAGUGAACAGUAUCAUGAAAGAACUACAAAAAUCUUCAAAGAAGCUGAGGAAUGUGUUCAGCAGCUUCAGAAAGACUUAAAACGCUCCAUCAGCAAGUCCAAGCCUUAUUUUGAAAUGAAAGUAAAAUUUAAUCAAGUGAUGGAUGAACAAAAGCAUCGAGUAAGUCGUCUGGAAACGGAAGUUAUUAAUACAAAGUCUGCUUAUGCAGAGGCGUUGAGAAAUCUUGAAUCCAUCAGUGAUGAAAUACAUGAGCGGAGGCUUGAGAAAAGUAAACAUCUUCAACUAGGUGUUCGUGGUUCCGGAGUUGGGUCUGAGACCCCAUCUCCACCUCCUGGUCAAGAGAAAGGGUCUGAAAUUGGAGAUGGUACCGUGGUUACUCAUAUUAGCACGUGUACUUAUAGUUCGAACAUACUAACCACACCCACAACUUACCAACAAAGUGCUAGCAAGGAACCGGUCACAUUCUCCAUAACUACCACUUCUGCUACUGUUGAACAAGAUUCUGGUGUUAGUCAACUGAAAGAUGACUGUGAUGAAUCUGAAGGAUCAUUUGUAGCCCCAUCUGUGAUUUUCAGCUCUCCAGAGCAGGCUCGGCGUUUGAGUUAUCGGCAAGCUAUUGAAACCAACAGCUAUGUAUCUCCAAAUAUCACAUCAGAAAGUAUUAGCCCCUCUGACUUUGAAGAGGAUUAUGAUGCUCCAAGUUUAGAAGAGGAGUAUAUUUCAUUACCAAGUUACAAAUCAAAGGUUAAGAAUUCUAAUAAUUUUAACUUUGUUUCCGAAAAUCAGUUUUGUCAGCAAUCAGUUUUUAGCCCUGACAGCCACAACCCAAACAGCACGCCUCUUUUGAAGAGCAAUGAACCGCAAGCCUCUUUACCGACUGAAAAGAGAGCCACACUUAAAACGUUGGGCAAAAGUAAAACUGAACCAGGUCCAACUGUACAAAGAGUUAAUUCAGAAAUGUCGGAAUGUUCUCCUUCAGUCAUACGUAGAUCAAAAUUGAAAGGCAUCAUUUUACGUGUAGAUGCUGAAAUGGACCCAUAUAUGCAAGGCUUUCAACAACGUAAAAUAACUAAUGUCCCCUCCGUUAAAAACACAAAUGAGGGAACAAAAAAUGAAUCUCAGCCGAAGAAUACAAAGAUUUUAAACUCAAACAGUGAGACAGCGUCACCAAGGAAAACGGGAACUGUCAAUAAACCACAUAUUACACCAACGAAAUACGUGAGAGGUUCCGAAGGGAGUCCUGUACUUAAAAUUCCUUCUCCCGCUUCCGAUAUUAUGGAUGAUUCGGAUACAGAAAGUCUUGCCAGUAUUGGUCAGAUGCUUGACGAUGAGCAAGUGGAAUUGCUUACUUUGGACUUCUCCGAUGACACUUUCAUUAAUGCUGCUGACUCUGUGAAAAGUGACCGAUUUCAGAAGACUGACUGGCAUCGAAUGAGCCUUCCUCCAAAGUUGAGUCACUUAGAAUAUUAUUUGCAGAGCAAGUCUCUUGACUUGACAACAACACCGACGGGUAGAACAGACAUUGGACUGGAAAAUCUUGAGCUGUAUGAGAACUCUGUACCAGAACCUCAGCAGGUUCCUACAUCUUGACUUUAGAAAAGAUAGAUCUUGUUGAAUUCCAAUUGAAUAUAGAUUUCUGAGGCAAUAGAUCUUAUUAGUUUGGUGCUCACUGUUAGAUAAUUUUGGCAAAAGUUCCAAAAUGACUUACUGCUCUUUCUUGUCAAAUUAAUCUGCUGUUGGUGCUGCUCCUCUUAUUAAGCCUCUGAUUAAUUUAUUAAUGGCAGUUAAAAAAAACCCCUUUUAACUGCAUCUUUGGUUUGAAUCUGUUUUGGCGUAAUAACUUUCUCUACCUCUUCAUUUUCUUCUCAUUAAUUAUUUCCAUGGGUUUAUUUUAAUUUCCUUUCAUUACCUGUGAAGGAUAUCAUUUCUGUUGCUGAUGACAUUUUUCGUUUUUGCUCUGGGCUUUUUCUUCUUUUUCUUUACUUCAUAUAGAUCUAUUAAUGACAUCAUUUAAAAACAAAAUUGUGACAAAUUUAUGAGCGAUUCCUACCUUAAAGAAAUCCCUACCUGUUUCUCCAAUUUUAAUUUUUCUUUAGAAUUAUUCAAUCAACUACAUUAGUAUACUUAAGGCGAAGAGUUGCAGCUUUUAUCUUCAUUUUUUUAUUAACAGUAACUUCCAUUAUCUUUCUUAGAUUUUCAAAUGCUUGCCUUCAAAUCUUCAAAUUUUCGAAAAAUAUUUAAAUGGUGCCAAAAUGUCUGCUCCUAACUGCAUUUUUUUUUUACCUCUAACUCUGUUCUUUAUAUUAUUUUGAAAUUAUAUCAAUAGAAUAAGUUAAUAAGCAGCUUGAAUUUGCCAUCAUAUUUCAGUGUCUUUACUGAAACUAUCUAUUUCCUACUCCAGCAGAUUUUACUUAAAUUUACUAUUGUUGUCAGAACUGCAGAGUCUCAGAAUAUUCUUCUUCUCCUUCCCAAUUCAAUUAUUUAUGUAAGAUAUUGAACAUUUUUUGAAACUUUUUUUUUUUUUUUUUUGUAAUUCAUUUGAUCUCAAAAGAAUCUUUCCCUUGUUAACUAUCUUUUUUGGUUUCCUUCUUUUCAACACUCUUGCUGUAAUAGUAUGACUACAUCUGAUGCAAUCCCUUUACUAUUUUAGCAGCAACAGUUGUUGAUAGUUACAUGAUGAGAUUCCGUAUUAGUGAUAUUUGUAUAAAGUUUGUUUCUUUUUGACUGUUUCUCCAAAACUAUUUUAAACCCUCAUCACAAUACUCUGGAUUCUAGUUCAAGUAUAUCUAUUUGGAAUUGUUAUCUUUGCUAACAUCAAAAAUCUGAUUUAGCAACCAUGUUAUGCAUAUCUAUACAUAUAUUUUUCUAUUUAUAAAGUAAAUAACUUUUUCACUUUGUAAAUUUCCUUCUUGUUAACCUCAGUCACAGUCCAGGAGUACAUUGUUUUUUUUUGUCUUUUUUUUUUUUAAUUCUUUAAAUCCAGGUAACUGAAAAAUAUCAAAACAAGUUUAUUGAUUAAAAAGAAUGUAUAUUAUUUGCAUUUUCUGUAAGCAGAAUACUUAAGACUUAGCUGGCAAGUAAAACUAUGUAGAGUUAUGAAUUUAUAUAUAUAACAAAACAAAACAUGAAAGUGGGCAUUUUUUGAUAUUAUUUAUUCUCCAUUACACUUGUUUCAUUUGCCAAUGGGAAUUAAAAGUAUUUACAUGUUAGACAGACAUGUAAGGAACUUCUUACUAGAAAAUCUUCAAUGUCUGUCUAACAUGUAAAACUGUAAUUUCUUUUAGUAAAUGAAGCAUGUGUAAUGAAGAAUCAAUAACACUAAAAAAAUGUCUACUUUCCUGUUUUAUUAUACAACAACUCUACAAAUAAUAUUUCCAUAAUUCUCAAUUUUAAUGUAUUUUGACUGACAUUCAGCAGCAACUGAGACCACAUAUUGCAUUGUAAUAAGCAGAAGUGUUUCAAGAGGAACAGCUGGGAUUUAGCCUACUUAUCUCUCUCUCUCUCUCUAUAUAUAUAUAUCUACAUAUACAUAAAUAUAUAUAUAUAAAUACAUCUAUAUAUAUAUAUAUAUACAUACACACACGCA